UGUUUUUGCUUAAUCUGGGCACUCUGGACGACGCGUUCCUAUUCGAAUAAUAAUAAAGGAAACAAAAUUUUAAAUUAUGGAUAACUUGGACCCAUCAACAACCCUUCUUCCCACCGACUCCAACGAUCUAAGAGAUACACGUGACCACCACCUAAAAAAUGUUCUCAAAAUGAAACUCGUCCUGGAAGAGCUCCGCCGCUUGGACUUGGGUUCGCAACAGAGUCCAGAAAUUAAAAGAGCCCUGAAACUAAUAUCCAUUGGUGAUUACGUGCGCCUGGGCGAGACCCAUGGUCAGGAUCAUCUUCUGGAUCUCCAGGUCUUCAACAGCUUCCCUCCUUUGAACUACACCGAUCGUAAGGCGGUACGAACCAGACUCUCCGCCCAACUUAGGAACAACCUUCAACCCAUUGUCGAGUUGGGCGAUAAAAUACGGCAGGAAUUCCCUGAUGCAUUUACUCGCGAUGCGGACCUAAGUGCCGAUCAAGAGGAGAUCAUCAAGCUGGAGGAAGAGCACCGCAACAGUCUGGAGCAGCUGGUAGAUCUGCAGGAACGCAAGUGCUCACUACUUAAGGGUGUCGCUGACCUGAAGUUGGGUCCACAGUUGAGUAACGAACUCAAACUGCAGCAGGCGCAGGCGCAACUCGUUCAAACCAAGGCGGAACUACUGCGUGGUUUCUUUGUUCACCAAGCGGCCACAAUCACUGACCACAGCGUAAAGGCGCACAAGGAGGUGGAGACGCAUCUGGAUGAGCUUCUGGCCUCAAAAAAUAUUUCAAUCAAAAACUAGAACUCAAGAAAAUUGUAUUCAUUU
Drosophila bipectinata is the source of this 811-nucleotide messenger RNA. It is a transcript of the gene dgt2, whose product is annotated as dim gamma-tubulin 2. The record is from RefSeq and is a predicted model, not a curated record. Lineage: Eukaryota; Metazoa; Arthropoda; Insecta; Diptera; Drosophilidae.